Nerophis lumbriciformis (worm pipefish) is the source of this 4534-nucleotide messenger RNA. RefSeq names its product potassium voltage-gated channel subfamily B member 2-like. Lineage: Eukaryota; Metazoa; Chordata; Actinopteri; Syngnathiformes; Syngnathidae. Gene Ontology annotation, biological process: action potential; potassium ion transmembrane transport; protein homooligomerization. The record is from RefSeq and is a predicted model, not a curated record. Gene Ontology annotation, cellular component: dendrite; voltage-gated potassium channel complex; neuronal cell body. Gene Ontology annotation, molecular function: protein binding; delayed rectifier potassium channel activity.
AGGUCUGAGGUGUUGGUCAGGUGACGAUGACGAGGAAGAUGACGAUGAGGAGGAUGAGGAUGAAGAAGAGCGCCAGCACCUGUCCCAGGCUCCAGGUUGCCGUGGCGACGCGCUGACGGACGCUAUGCUGGGGGGGUCCUGCAGGAGGCCGAGCUCACCUUGAAGACUUUUAGCAGCCAUGGAGACGAGCAGAAGUUCCCCCUGAGUCCAGCAGCCAGCGCCGUCGCCAUAGAGACCAGCGGCCAUGACGGACCGAGCGCCGUUCAGCAGCCGACCAGCGGGGGCGCCCAUCCUGCCCCCCGAGCCCAUCGACAUCAUCCGCGCCAAGGCUCGCUCCCGCAGGGUCCGCCUCAACGUGGGCGGACUGACGCACGAAGUCCUGUGGCGGACGCUGGACCGCCUGCCCCGGACGCGCCUGGGCCAGCUGCGGGACUGCAACACGCACGAGUCCCUGCUGGAGGUGUGCGACGACUACAAUCUGCCAGACAACGACUACUUCUUCGACCGCCACCCCGUGGCCUUCUCCUCCAUCCUCAACUUCUACCGCACGGGCAAGCUGCACAUGAUGGAGGAGAUGUGCGCCUUGUCCUUCGGCCAGGAGCUGGACUACUGGGGCAUCGACGAGAUCUACCUGGAGUCCUGCUGCCAGGCCCGCUACCACCAGAAGAAGGAGCAGAUGAACGAGGAACUGCGUCGCGAGGCCGAGACUCUCCGGGAGAAGGACGUGGUGGAGGAGGAGCUCGGAUGUUGUCCAGACCAGAGGCAGAAACUCUGGGACCUGCUGGAGAAGCCCAGCUCCUCCGUGGCCGCCAAGAUCCUGGCCAUGAUCUCCAUCCUGUUCAUCAUCAUCUCCACCAUUUCGCUGUCGCUCAACACUCUGCCAGAGCUGCAGGUGGUGGACGAGUUCGGCCAGUUCAACGACAACCCCAACCUGGCCCACGUGGAGGCGGUGUGCAUCGCCUGGUUCACCAUGGAGUACUUGCUACGGCUGCUGUCCGCGCCCAACAAGUGGAAUUUCAUCAAGGCGCCGCUGAACAUCAUCGACCUGCUGGCUAUCCUGCCUUACUACGUGACUCUCUGCCUAACGGAGUCCAACAAGAACGUCAUGCAGUUCCAGAAUGUGCGGCGGGUGGUGCAGAUAUUCCGGAUCAUGCGGAUCCUCAGGAUACUGAAGCUGGCCCGGCACUCCACCGGACUCCAGUCUCUGGGCUUCACGUUACGGAGGAGCUACAAUGAACUGGGUCUGUUGAUCCUCUUCUUGGCCAUGGGCAUCAUGAUCUUCUCUAGCUUGGUGUUCUUUGCCGAGAAAGAUGAGGAUUCCACCAAAUUCACCAGCAUCCCCGCCUCCUUCUGGUGGGCGACCAUCACCAUGACUACAGUCGGCUACGGAGACAUUUACCCGCAAACCCUCCUGGGGAAGAUUGUCGGGGGGCUCUGCUGCAUAGCCGGUGUGCUGGUCAUCGCCCUCCCCAUCCCGAUCAUCGUCAACAACUUCUCCGAGUUCUACCGCGAGCAGAAGAGGCAGGAGAAGGCCAUCAAGAGGAGGGAGGCUCUUGAACGUGCCAAACGGAGUGGAAGUAUCGUUUCCAUUAAUCCCAAAGAGGCUUUCGCACGAAACAUGGAGCUGACAGAUGUGCUGGUGGAGAAGAAGGAGGACAGUAAGUGUCCCGUGGACAACCACCUGUCACCAAGCCGCUGGAGCUACCACAAACGUUACUCCAACGCAGGGGCAGGCAGUCCCGAUCAGCCCAGACACUUCCAGGAAGUGGCUCAGGUGGGCUCCCGUGAAAGCAUCAAGACGUUGCCGAACAAAAGCAGCCCUCAGCAACCUAACGUCCAAGUUCCGGACGACCAGACGGAAAGUCAGGACAAACUCCUGGAGGAGGUGGAGAUGAGCGUGUUGAACCAAGAAACUUCAAAUGAAGGUGCAAGGACAGUCACCGGCACGGCUGAGCGUGGAGAGAGCGGCAGAGAAAGUUCUCUGGUUCCUGGUGUUGGCAGUAGUGCAAGACAACUGCGCGCACCCCCUCCCUUGGAUCUGAGUCAGAUCAGUGCCAAGAGCGCUGACAGUGUCCAGACACUAACACCCCUACAAGAGAAUCCCUACAACUUCAAGGGGAGCAUCAGCAGCUCCUCUGCAGAUUCUUGCAGCAUGCAGAAGCCAAGAGCCCACAAAGUGGACCUGAUUGGCGGACGGGAGGAUGUGCUUAUGACAGCCACGACACCUGUGGCCACCCCCGCCUCCGCCGGCUCAGCCAGGCUUGCCCAGGUCCUGGCGGACGACACGGCAUCCAGCAGAUUUUCUCUCAGCUCGGAAGUUAACCCUCCGCUACAGGCUCUCGUACAAUCUGCGUCCCCGAUGGGCCAAUUAGUUCGUCCGAGCAACUCUGCGGGGGAAGGUGAGAGAUUAGAAGGUGAAGGGCAGCUCACGGGUUUAAGCCGCCGGGGGAGGAAUCACGUGGAGCGCUCAGGCAGCAGCACUAGUCCUCUGCCUAAAGGCGGCGCGCUUAACUGCUCACAGGGACUGCUGACUGCGGAGGGGGCGGCGAGGGAGGCGGCACCUAGGGAAAGACAAGAAAACCAUGUUCUAGACGGAAGUCUGACACCACCCAAUGAAACCAGCAUGUGAGGCCAAAUCCUUCACAAGAGUGGACCUGGAGGGACUGAUGCCAAAUCCUUUGGGGACCCUCAAGCUUCCUUCCCGUCCGGACCAUGGCCUCAUCUCAGGGAGUCACGUGGUCCGACAGUACUGCCCUGUACUUAGUCGGGGUGUAACGCUACACGUGUUUGGAAUCCCAUCUUUCAGAACGUCGGCUUUGAUACGGAACUUGUGUUUACGGCAGGGGUGUCCAACUGGUUCUCAGUCAAGUCCACGUCGGGCCGCUUGUAACAGCAGAUACUCUAUGAAUUUGAUUAUUAUAAAUAUUUUUUAUGUACACUGUAAAAGACAAGUCUGUAGAUUGUACCGUAAAAAAAAACGGAAACUCACUCACCAGAAUUUUACUGUCAAAUUUACGAUGGUUUUUACUGUAAAUGGAAAACAGUACCACAGUUUUAUUUUAAUUCGGGCAACUGAACUGACAGUUUUUUCUACUGUAAAAAAUGUGAUAUUGUGCUUUAAUUUACAGUAAUAAACCGUAAAAAAAACAACCGUUGAUUUUACGGUAAAAAAAACGGUUCGGUUACCAGAAUUUUACUGUGAAAUUUAUGAUUGUUUUUACAACAUAUUACUGUAAAUGGAAAACAGUUUCAUUGUUUUAUUUAAAUUCUGGCAACUGAACUGAGUUUUUGGACUGUUUUGUACUGUAAAAAAUGUGAUACAGUAAUAAACCGUAAAAGAAAAAUGGUAAAACUGUCAAUUUAUUCACCAGAAUUUUACUGUACGAUAUAAAGUAUUUUGGGAGGUUUUCCACUGCGGUAAAUGGAAAAACAGUGGCCACUAAACUGCACCUUUUUUAACUGUAAAAAAAAAAAAGUUUUAGCAGUUUUCAAUUUACAGUAAAAACCUUAGAUUUUACAGUAAAAAAAACAGCAACUCAUUGACUAUGCUGUAAAAAAAACACUAAAUUGAACGUAAAAUCUUUAGUCAUUUGAUAGAUAACUUGCUUUGAAGUCAAGCACAUCUUUAAGUAUUGAAUUUAUAUUGUGACAAAAUUUAUUUUACGGUAAAAAAAAACAAAAACUGUUCAUUUACCAGAAUUUUACUGUGAAAUGUAUGAUUGUUUUUAUAACAUAUUACUGUAAAUGGAAAACCGUAUCAUUGUUUUAUUUAAAUUCUGGCAACUGAACUGAGUUUUUGGACUGUUUUGUACUGUAAAAAAUGUGAUAGUGUUUUCAUUUACAGUAAGAAACCGUAAAGAAAAAUGGUAAAAACUGUCAAUUUAUUCACCAGAAUUUUUCUGUACAAUAUAAAGUGUUUUGGGGGGUUUUCCACUACGGUAAAUGGAAAAACAGUACUACUGUUAUUUUUUUAAAUUGUGGCCACUAAACUAAAGUUUUAGCAGUUUUCCAUUUACAGUAAAAACCUUAGAUUUUACAGUAAAAAAAACAACAACUCAUUGACUAUGCUGUGAAGAAAACACUAAAUUGAACGUAAAAUCUUUAGUCAUUUGAUAGAUAACUUGCUUUGAAGUCAAGCACAUCUUUAAGUAUUGAAUUUAUAUUGUGACAAAAUUGAUUUUACGGUAAAAAACGGUUCAAUUACCAGAAUUUUACUGUGAAAUUUAUGAUUGUUUUUACAACAUAUUACUGUAAAUGGAAAACAGUUUCAUUGUUUUAUUUACAUUCUGGCAACUGAACUGAGUUUUUGGACUGUUUUGUACUGUAAAAAAAUGUGAUAGUGUUUUUAUUUACAGUAAUAAACCCUAAAGAAAAAUGGUAAAAACUGUCAAUUUAUUCACCAGAAUUUUACUGUACGAUAUAAAGUAUUUUGGGGGGUUUUCCACUGCGGUAAAUGGAAAAACAGUGGCCACUAAACUGCACCUUUUUUAACUGUAAAAAAAAAAAAAAAAAAAGUUUUAGCAGUUUUCAAUUU